AGAGUAUAUUGAGAAGAACGUCAUUAGAUAUAGUAUCACAUAUUCGUUGUCUUCUUUAAGAGAAACUGGGUUGGCAGGUAGGAUUUAGUUUAUCCAUGUCUCUGGCCCACACUCCAGUGCGGUAGGUGGCGGUAAUGCACCACAACGUUGGAUGCCAACAACCGAUAAACCCCACUGAAAAAGAAGAGACGCAGUGAUGGACUAGAAUAACGUGAGACAAUCAAUCAAAUACUUCCUCCGCCUUUGAGGGAAACAAACGUUUGUCAUAGGAAAUCCACCUCUCCUGAAUCGAGGAAAAUGUUUCGACCUGGGAGAGAAAAAUAUCUGACUGAACCAAGGAAAGUCUCUGCCUCCAAUGUGGUAAAACUCAGCAACAAACUCAAAGCCAUCCUGAAGAAAAAGUAUCAAAGUCCGCCAGGGGGGGAAACUGAGCAUCCAUUUUAUAUACAUUGUGAUCUCCAGUAUCCACCCGGUGAAAGUGGAGAGGUGAACCAACAUGAGUACAUUCAAAUUGAGCCAGGCUACAGGAAGAGACACCAAGGGACAUGGUCACCCCUAGGCUUAUACUUUGAUUCUGAACUAGGCAAAGAGCGAGUCAGAAUAGCGCUGACAAAGGGCGUCUCUGGUAUUGGCAAAACUAGCCAGGUGCGGAUGAUUAUUCUUAACUGGGCAGAGGGAAAAGGAAACCAGGAAAGUCCUCUCAUAUUUCCUCUUCCUUUCCGGGAGCUGAAUUUGCUGGAGGAGAGACUGAGUCUGAUUGAACUUCUUCACAAGUUUUUCCCAGAAUUGAAAGAACCUGGAAUAUCCAACUUGGAGAACAUCAGAGUUGGGUUCUUCCUUGACGGUCUGGAUGAAUUCCGACGACCUCUCGACUUCAAGAACAGCCUGAUGGUGACCGAUGUCACAGAGGCUUCCUCCGUGCCGGCACUGCUGACAAACCUCAUUAAUGGUAAUCUUCUUCCCUCUGCCGCUCACAUAUGGAUUACCUCCAGACCUGAAGCAGUCAGUCGCAUCCCUCUUCAGUACAUCAACGAAGUGACAGAAAUCGAAGGCUUCACAGACUCCCAGAAAGAGGAGUUCUUCAGGAGAGCAAUCAAUGACAAGGACCAGGCCAAUGCAAUUAUCGACUACAUGAAGUACUCAAAAAGCCUCUACGUCUUGUGCCAGAUACCUAUUAUCUGUUCGAUUUGUGCGUCACUCCUUGGGAGACCGACAUGGCUAUCCAAUAAAGAAUGUGACCCCGGAGCUCUGACUCCAAUGUACACUGAACUACUCGCCCUGUUUCAAACACGAGACCAUAAUACACAGAAGAUGGCUAUUAAAUUUGGGGAACUAGCCUUUAAGCAGUUGGUGAAAGGCAAUACAGUUUUCUACAGGGAAGACCUACGAGAGUGCGACAUUGACUCUCAAGAGGGGUCCGAGUUUGCAAAAGGAAGCAUACAAAUCUUCAGGGAGGAUAUUGGGCACAAUCAAAAGAAGAUCUACUACUUUGGGCAUACUACCAUUCAGGACUUCUUUGCUGCAAUGUGGUUUCUUCAAUCCUGCAACAGCCAAGAUGAAAACCUGAGGAAUGCAGUGGACAUGGCCUUGCAGAGCAAAAACGGAAAGCUGGACCUCUUCCUCCGUUUCCUCCUCGGCAUCUCGCAGAGCUUCAUCCAGUCAAUCGCAGAGGCCGGCUACAACUCGUUGAAGACACUGACGGAAAUGGUAGAAUAUAUCCAGAAGAAGGUCAUGGAGAAUCCCGCUUCACCGAGGACAGUCAACCUGCUGAACUGCCUGAUGGAACUGGGUGACAGCUCUCUAGAAACUGAUGGCGUGCGCUUUCUCAAGACGGGAAUCCCCCCAGAUGCCAAAUACUCACGUGCACAUUGGUCUGACCUGGUCGCUAUUUUAAUGGCAUUGGCGUCUGGGCCGAUAGACAUGCUUGGGUUGGAAGUAAAGAAGAGAGGAGACAAGGAACUUCUGAGGAUGCUGCCAGUGAUCAAAGCUUGCCACAGAGCCACGCUGUCAUAUCACAACCUGACUGAGAAAUCCUGUGAAUGUCUGGCCUCGGCGCUCACCUCAAAGGUGUCCAAUCUGAAAGCUCUGGACCUGAGUUUCAACACGCUGAAGGACUCAGGAGUGCAGCUACUGGCGGCCGGCCUGGCCAAGCCACACUGCCGACUGGAGAGACUGAACCUGUCCGGCUGCAGGGUGAAACAGGAUGGCUUUGCCGCUCUGGCCAAAGCUCUCAAAUCCAACCCCUCGCACCUGCGAGAGCUGGAUCUGAGCGGCAACGACCCGGGAGAAUCUGGGAUGUUUCUUCUCGUUGAUGGACUAAAGGUUGUUAAGUGCGAACUGCAGAUCCUGAAGCUCUCAAACUGCAAGCUGGACCAUGCGCUGAGUCGCGCUCUAGCAGUGUUGCUGAUAGACAACCCCAGACACCUGAGAGAGCUGGACAUCAGCAUGAACAACCUGGGAGACGGGGGGGUGGAGCUGCUCAUGGACAUACUGAAGUCAACCCAGAUAUACAAACUGGAGUUGUACUGUUGUCAGCUCACUGAGAAAUGCUGUAAGCACAUGUCUGGAUGUCUGGUGAACAUCCCCAGUCUGAGGGAGCUCAACCUGAGCAACAACAACCUGAAGGACGAGGGGGUCAAGAUGCUCUGCAACGCCUUCGGACUGCCCGGCUGUCAACUGGAGAAACUCAAUGUGGCGAGCUCUGGCAUCACCCUAGCCAGAGGGUUUCAUUUCAACUCUAUCCUCAAAGAGCUGGACAUCAGCAGGAACCAUCUGGGCGACUCGGUUGACUGGGCCAAUGUCUUGUUCUGCUUGUUUUCACUUGAGACCCUCAGGCUGAGUGACUGUAAACUGACAGAGAAAUGCUGUGGGGACCUGGUUAAAGCUCUCGGCUCCAACCUCACCAAACUGAAAGAGCUGGAUCUCUCUGGAAACGACAUGGGAGACAGCGGCGUGAAGACACUCUACUUGGAACUGACCUCCAGGUGCUGUACACUGGAGAGACUGUUUCUGAGAUGCUGUGGGAUCACAGCAGAGGGUUGCUCCUCCCUAGCCUUAGCCCUGAAGUCCAGCCACUCCAGCAUCACAGAGCUAGGCCUGAUGGGAAACGACACAGGAGAAGAUGGACUGAGAAUUCUCUCUGCCAUCAGGGACGACCCACGCUACAAACUACAGACUCUAGAGUUGGUGUGGAUAAGAUGGCCAGACAGUUCACGGUGAAAGGGGGUACUCGCCGCUGGCCUGUUGCCGUAUUCUACAACCUGCUCGACCUGGCUGCUAUCAACGCGCACGUUUUGUUCACCCAGUGUACCGGCAAGACAACGCCACGGCGAGAUUUCAUCAUGGAUCUGGCAUGGGAGCUUCGUGAGAACCACAUGAGGGCCAAGACGAAGGCAGCUGCAGCUGCCAAGGAAGCAGCCAAGGCCGCACCGCCUCCUUCCCGGGCACCCAUCCAGCUCCCAGCUGGGAAGAGAACACAGUGCCAGGUGAAGACGCAGUGUGCACGGAACCAGGCCCAUGAAAGAUGUGCACAAUGCCACCGAUUUGUUUGUGGGUCUUGCACCCACAAAGGUCCGAAGCUAUGCGCUGACUGUGGAUCAGAGCAAUAGAGGAGAAAAUAAGAAACUGAUUAAUGCAUAAAAGGCACAUAUCCCACUCAAGGCACAGGCGAGGGCACAAUACCGUGUCCAACUCCAAACGAAUGAACAAAUGACUCUUGUUUUGUGUCAUGGAUAUUUUUCAAUGAAUAUCCCCAUAUAUAUUUAAUGUUUCACAUGUGUUUUGCACUCUUUAUACAAGUUGGCGCUUCUGUGAAUGCAUAAAUCAGUUGACCGUGCUUGUCUUGAGGGAGACUAUUUGACUAUUUCUCUGUGAUACUUUUAAGUAAAUCUACUAUACAAAUACAA
Molecule: messenger RNA, 3905 nt
Organism: Coregonus clupeaformis (lake whitefish)
Lineage: Eukaryota; Metazoa; Chordata; Actinopteri; Salmoniformes; Salmonidae
Product: NACHT, LRR and PYD domains-containing protein 12
Exons: 10
Coding region: 298-3219 (973 amino acids)
Molecular function (GO): protein binding
Source: RefSeq, a predicted model, not a curated record